GAUGGUAGAUUAACAGCAGAGUAAACUUUCAGUUUGCUUUUACUUUGUUGUCAGAAACGGUUUCAAAGUGUUCAGAGGAAAUCAUUUUGCAAAGACUUGGUGUUUUUAUAUUUAAGAAGAUGAAGCUUUUCACUGUGUUUUUGAUACUUCUUUACGGAGAAUAUGCUGAUGGGGAGGAAACAGUUGUGCUACCAUGCCACAUAGAUGCUUUACCAGAUGUAAACCCCACAGUGAUCUGGAGCCGCAAAGAUCUCAAACCACAAACUAUCCAUCUGCGGAGAGAAAAAGAUGAUCUUCGUGGACAAAAUGAAGACUUCAUUGGACGAACAUCAAUGAAAUCUGAUGCUUUAGACUCUGGUGACUUCAGCCUCACUCUGACAAAACCUGAUUUCUCUGACAGUGGUAUUUACACCUGCAGUAUCAGUAAUGGCAGAGAGGAAUUAAGACUGAUGGAUGUUCAACUGGAGGUCAAAGAUCCACAGGUGGAGGUAAAGGUGCAGGAGGGAGAAGAGUCUGGAGUUCUGCCCUGUAAAACAACAGCUCAUGUGGAGGAGGAUGACACUGUGGAGUGGACCCGUACUGAACCAGAAUUCAUGAUUAUCCAUGUGUAUCAGAAUGGCAGCAACAAAGCUAAAGAACAAUACCAGUUUUCUAGUGACCGUACAAUAAUGAAUAAAGAGCAAGUAAAAAGUGGAGACCUCAGUCUGACCCUCAAAUACCCCACAGAGAGAGAUAGUGGAGUCUACAUCUGCACCUUCUACAGAAAAAGUGGCAUCGUCAGACAGAAAGUGAUUCUUCAUCUUGUCAAAGAGAUUUUUCCAACUUGGGCCAGAAUUUUCCUGGUUCUGUUGGUUCUACUUCUUGUUUCUGGAGGCCUUUUAUUUCAUUUCCGACAUUAUUUCAUAUCAGUCUACAGGGUGGAGGUGGAUUCAGGAGAGGAGUCUGUUCUGCUGCCAUUUAAAACUGCAGCCCGUCUGCCUAAAGAAGUCAGAGUAACAUGGAGACACAACACUGGCAGGAUGGUCCAUGCAUGUUACAGGAAGGUCUUUAUGUGUUCUGUGGAUUUCAAGAGCUGGUCUGUUCAACACGAUCAAUAUAAAAACAGAACAAAGAUUGUGAAAGAAGAUAAAUUUGGAGAUUUCAGUUUGAUCCUGAAGAAUCCAACAAAGAGAGACACAGGAACCUACAGCUGCACCGUUUACAAAUAUGGGUCAGAAAUAAUCCUGACCAUGAAACAUGUGCUGCUUGAUGUCAAAGCUGGACCUGACUCUCUCAUCAUAGCCAUAGACUUUGGUUCAGGAUUCAGUGGCUACGCCUUCAAUGUUAAACCCAGACAGGAAGGAGGUGAGACUCAGAUAAAGAGAUGGAGUAAUGGACUUGGACUAGACACCCCAAAGACUCCAACCUGCAUCCUGUUUGAUGAACAUGGAGAAUUUAUGAAGUUUGGUUAUGAAGCUAAAACAACAUUUAAUAAUAUGAGAGGAGAAGAAACUAAGAAACAUUAUUUCUUUGAAAACUUCAAGAGGAAUGUCCUUAACACGGACGACUGGAGGGAGAGAAUCGACACAGACAACAGGAAGUCAAUGUCGACCCUGAAGGUUUUUACUGAAGUUCUGAGAUUCCUGAAGGACGAUGCUCUGAAAACCAUCAGAUCUCAACCAGAAGGUGGAAAGUUCACAGCUGAUAACUUCACCUGGGUGCUGACUGUUCCUGACAUCUUGAAGGAUUCCACUAAGGAGCUCAUAAUAAAAUCUGCAACUCAGGCUGGUCUUGUAACAGACAACACUAAAGACAAACUGAUGUUUGUUUUGGAGUCAGAAGCAGCUUUGACCUGGUGUUUGAAGCUUCAAUCUGAAGGUUUCAUCACACAGAACCACAGCAGAGACUCACAGGAUCAAUCUGCAGGAGCAGCAGAACCUGAUACCAGCUGUAACGGACAAAUGUAAUAUAUGAAUGGAUUCUUUAGGUGAUCUGUUUGGACUAAUUGUUUGGAAUCAAGUCAUGUAAAAGUAUUUAUUACAUUUUUAUUCCUAAAUGUUUCACCCAUCUUUAAAACCAACCUGAGAAAUAAUAAUUUCCUCCUCAAUCUAAUAACUGAUUGUUUCAAUCUUGACCCAGAAUCUGGGAAUAAAUCUUUUAAAUCACUGAGGGGGAAUUUUGCUUCACUCUUUUGAAUAAUUUUAAUCCAGCCACAUUGGAGAGUUUUCCAGUAUUAGUUCAUAUUUGAGGCGAUGUCUCAGCAUCUUAAACAGAUUUUUAACCAAUCAGGGCCAGACUUCCUGGUUUCCUUCAGCUUUUCAUCAGACCUCUUGUGGACCGGGCCUUCAUGAAACUAGUUUCUGGUCUUAAACUUUCCCAUGAAGGUCAGUUUUACCAAGUCUGUCUCUUUUUCUCAUUGUUUAAUUAUCAGCUGCUUUUGGUUUUCCAAAAACCAGAAUGAAGGUCACAGGAGUUUGGGUUUUUUCGGCUGUGGCUCCUAAACUUUGACCUUUGGACAUCUGCUGUCGUUUAAGUUAUACAAAUAAAUUUGACAUUGACUUGAACUCUGACCUUGACUGAGGCAGUGAGGCCUGCAGACCUUUAGAUAUUUCUGGUUUCUUCUUCUUUGAGUCGUUGAUGUUGGAGUCAUUUUGGUUGGUCAGUUUCUCCUGUGAAGGUUCAUCACUGUUCACUGUUUUCUCUAUUUAUGAAUAAUAACUUUCACUUUGUUCACUGAGGCUCUACCACCUUAGAAAUGACUUUCUAACUUUAUUUAAUUUCACUUUGGAGUCAAAAGAGUAUUUUUGAAUUUGAACUUCUAGACUGAUCUCAAUAACUUGGUUUCUCAUUUGUUCUUUACUUUAUUUAGAAUAAACUAUGACAUCGCCUACUUCAUGUUGUUAGGCAGGUUCUGUUUACCUGAUUUCUUGAUUCUGAUGGUUUAACAGUAAUCAGAUCUGGGUUUAGAACUGAAAUUGAAUUUAAAAAUGUGGCUGAAUGGUUAAUUAGAAUUUAGUCUCAAACAUGAUGCUGGAUAAAAGUUAGAAAACUGAUGAUUUGAUCAGAAAAUCAAAAGAAACAGGAAACAACAGUUAAGUUUAAGUUUUCUACACAAACUCAUAGAUGUUCUCUCAUUGAUAUCAUUUAAAAUAACAAUCUGGUUAUGUUUUAAAUAACAUAACCAGAUUGUUUUUAACAGCAUAGUUAAAUAACACCAGGUUGUUAAAUACCCAAUAAAUGUUUAAAUAUUUUAUUGGUUUGUUAAAAUACUUUUAAGGCUUUUUAAUUCUCAAUGUCUUCAUGUAAAACCAGCAGAGCUGUUGUUUCAGAUAACCUAUCUGUCAUGAAGUGCGGGGUGUGGUGGUGAGGCAGACACUGUAGACCCAGGUACGGAGUAAAAAUGGUGGUUUUAAUGCACAGAGUUACAAACAAAAAUCCAACACAGUCCAAAAACUGAGGCAGCACUACUGAGCGGAAUCCAGGGCUCAACGCAGGUAGCAACAAGGCAUACAAAUGGACUAGACGCCAACACACGACUGAACAGACGCCAAAAUGAGACGAGGACCCGACCAAGACACAGACAUACAGGUGACACUAAAUGCACAGGCGGUAAUUAGGGAACGAGAAA
Molecule: messenger RNA, 3607 nt
Organism: Xiphophorus maculatus (southern platyfish)
Lineage: Eukaryota; Metazoa; Chordata; Actinopteri; Cyprinodontiformes; Poeciliidae
Product: heat shock 70 kDa protein 12A-like
Exons: 9
Coding region: 120-1946 (608 amino acids)
Biological process (GO): immune response; T cell costimulation; positive regulation of T cell proliferation
Cellular component (GO): external side of plasma membrane
Source: RefSeq, a predicted model, not a curated record